AUGCUCACCUUCCGCCGCGCCCUCGUGGCCGCGGUGUUUUUCAUCGCUGUCCUCUUCCUCACAACACGAUCGUCAUCACCGGCUGCCUCGGCGGCAGCUGUCGAGUAUCCAAAAGUACAGCCCGGAGCAGAGGCCGCGAGGCAGAAAUCGCAAACAACGGCGUCUUCUAGGCAGAAAGCUGCCGACGACCAGGUGGUACAAAAUGGCGGACAUCAGGGCGGCCCGCCGAAGCAGAAGCCGAUGAAGGAUAUGUCAAGAAUGACGCUUUACGAGAAGCUCGCCUACCAGUUUCCCUACGAUGUCGAGACGAAAUUCCCAGCUUACAUUUGGCAAACGUGGAAAUGGACACCAGCGCACGGAGAGUUUACCUUUCGCGAGCAGGAGGCGACAUGGACGGAGCAGCACCCAGGGUUUAUCCACGAGGUCAUCACCGAUCAGGUUGCUGUGCACCUGCUCCGUCUCCUCUACGGAUCAGUUCCCGAGGUUCUGGAGGCGUAUGAGGCGCUUCCUCUUCCUGUGCUCAAGGCCGAUUUCUUCCGCUACUUGAUCCUGCUCGCCAGAGGAGGUAUCUAUUCCGACAUCGACACGUAUGCAAUCCGCAGCGCGCUCGAGUGGGUCCCUGAAUCAGUCCCGCGCGACCAGAUCGGAUUGGUUAUUGGAAUCGAGGCGGAUCCGGAUCGCCCGGAUUGGAAGGAUUGGUACAGCCGAAGAAUUCAGUUUUGCCAGUGGACCAUCCAGAGCAAGCCCGGUCACCCUGUGCUGAGAGAAGUGGUGUCCCGCAUUACCGAACAGGUCCUGAAGAGGAAGAGAGCCGGUUCGCUCAAGGAUGUUGUCGACAAGGAUGUUAUUGAAUUUACUGGCCCAGCCCUUUGGACGGAUAUUAUCUUCGGGUACUUCAACGAUGAGCGGUACUUCGACAUGGAGAAUUCGGUCGGCCUGAUUGACUGGAAGAAUUUUACUGGCAUGGAGACGGCAAGACGUGUGGGAGAUGUCAUCGUGCUCCCCAUCACCAGCUUCUCACCAGGUGUACAACAGAUGGGGGCCAAAGAUUACGACGAUCCUAUGGCGUUUGUGAAGCACGAUUUCGAGGGUAUGUCAUGUUUUCCAGCAACCUCAACAAAGUCUUGGCUGAAGCUAACAAAUGAUGUCACAGGCACAUGGAAACCUGAGAGCGAGCGUCACAUUGGCGAGCAAUGA
Molecule: messenger RNA, 1197 nt
Organism: Podospora anserina S mat+
Lineage: Eukaryota; Fungi; Ascomycota; Sordariomycetes; Sordariales; Podosporaceae
Exons: 1
Coding region: 1-1197 (398 amino acids)
Biological process (GO): protein N-linked glycosylation
Cellular component (GO): mannan polymerase complex
Molecular function (GO): alpha-1,6-mannosyltransferase activity
Source: RefSeq, a predicted model, not a curated record